This is a messenger RNA of Candidozyma haemuli, 927 nucleotides long. Its product is annotated as phosphatidylinositol-3-phosphate-binding ubiquitin-protein ligase. Gene Ontology annotation, molecular function: metal ion binding. NCBI's taxonomy places the organism in Eukaryota, Fungi, Ascomycota, Pichiomycetes, Serinales, Metschnikowiaceae. The record is from RefSeq and is a predicted model, not a curated record. The transcript has a single exon. Bases 1 to 927 code for a protein of 308 amino acids.
AUGUCGACUACAACGUGGCAGCCAGACAGCGCUGUCUCGGCGUGUGUCCUCUGCGACACGCCCUUCACGAUUUUCAACCGUCGUCACCACUGCAGAAAGUGUGGAAGAGUGGUGUGUGGCUCAUGCUCCAGUCAGAAGGUAAAAUGGUUCCCAGGAUCCCGAGUUCUACGCCCUGAAGGUCGUCUGGUGCGUGCUGAAGAAGGAGAAACUUAUCGAACGUGUGACGAGUGUGUGGAGGAGAUCCAGAUGAUCAGAAGAGCUCUUUUUGAGCCUCCAGCGGAACUGGCUCCUGAGAACGAAGAGGCAGAAUCUACACAGAAUGUGUCUGUGGCAAAUACUCGAGAGGAAAGUCCACCGUUGGGGAACUUGGUGGGUUCAGAGAAUAACGACGAAAACUUGUGCCCCAUCUGUGGAACAAACCUUCUUAAAGCAUAUGUCAAGAAAACACGCCAUGAGCAUAAGGAAACAUCCCACACUGAGUACGAGCAGUAUAAAGAGUUCCAUAUAAGCGACUGCUUGGUGCAGUUUGACUUUAGCGGGUCCCACCAGCGGCUCAUGCUGCCUCCGAACGCCCUGCUGUCGGUGGCCAGAAAUAGAAUGUUGGUGUAUCACGUUCCGCCACUCCCACAGCCCACUUACGAGUUUAUUGAUGAGCUGAACAGCACAAAGGAUGGAGAAGGCGACGGCAACGGCAACGGCAACGGCGAGGGCAAGGAGGAUCCACCGAUUGGCUCGGUGAACUCGGUAACAGAGUAUAAAGAAAAAGACGAGUUUGAGCCCGAGUGUGUGAUUUGCCUCGAGGAGCUUCGCCCUGGCGAUAAGGUGGGCCGCCUCGAGUGUCUUUGCGUUUUUCAUUACAAGUGCAUUAAGGACUGGUUUAACAAGAAGGGCUAUGGCGAGUGCCCUGUGCAUUUUCUGCACCAUUAA